CUGUUUUUUUGUUGUUUGCGCUCACACAUUUCCUCUCUCGCCUGCACAGCAGCAGACAUUUGCAUUCUCCUUGGUAAUAACAACACCCCCAGGCUUCACUGAACACACCCUUCUCCUCCAGAACCUUGCUUCUGCGAUCGCACAAGGACCAUGAAGAUCUCCGCAGCCCUCGCGCUGGUGGCCACGCUUGCCGUCGCCGCCUCCGCAGCCCCCGCGUACUCAACCGACUCCGGUUGGAAGGUUGUCGGUGACGCCGCUGGCACCGUCAAGUUCCACAUCGCCCUGGCGCACGCCAACCCGACCGCCAUUGUCAACAAGCUGUAUGAGGUGUCCGACCCUGCCUCCCCGGAGUACGGCAACCACUGGACCCGCGAAGAGCUCAAGCAGCACUCCAAGCCCGUCGAUGGCGCCGUCAAGCGCGUCACCACCUGGCUCAGCGACGCCGGCAUCACAGCUGUGACGCCCAACUGGUGCGGCGAUAUCCUGACUGUGCGUGCAUCUGCCGCUGCUGUUGAGUCGCUCCUCUCCCUCGACCUCCAGACCUUCUUCCACACCGACGCAAACUUUACCAUCGUCCGUGCAACAGAGCCCUGGUCCCUCCCCGCACACAUCGCCGCCGAUGUCGACACCAUCUUUGGUCUGCAUGCCUUCCCCGUCACCCGCGCACACGUGUCGCACGUGGGCAGCAACGGCAUGGCACCCCAGGCUGGCAAGGUCACCCCAUCCGUCCUCCGCUCCCUCUACGGCAUCAACGAGCAGUACUCUGGCAGCUCCAGCAGCUCUCAGGGUCUGGCCGAGUUCCAGCACCAGGGUUACAGCGUCAGCGACCUCGCAAAGUUCAUCCAAGAGUUCAACCUCCCCAAGCAGACUGUGCGCAACAUCACUGGGGAUGGGCAGACGGUGAUUGGGCACACUGAGGCCAACCUUGACGUGCAGUACAUCAUGGUCACAGGCUCCCUCAUCCCAACAGACUUCUUUGUGCAGAAGGGCAACGAGUUUGACCUGCUUGCGUGGAGCCAGGAUGUUGCCGCGGACCCGUACUCUGCGAUGGUGUGGUCUGUCAGCUACGGCGAGGACAUUGAGACCAUUGUCAGCUCCUUUGACGACUCGUACCCGACCCGCUUCAACACGGAGGUGGCCAAGCUCGGCACGCUCGGCAAGAGCAUCCUCUUUGCCUCUGGCGACUCUGGCGUCUACUCCCGCCAAUCCGUCGACCGCGAGUUCCGCCCCGACUUCCCCGCAUCCCUCCCCGCAAUCACGGGCGUUGGCGCCACCCAGCUCAACUUCGAUGGAUCGGAGGACACCGGCACCUCCUUCAGCGGCGGCGGCUUCUGCCUCUCCAAGUACUUCACCCGCUCCCAGGACUGCACCUACCAGAACACGGCUGUGUCCAACUUCUUCAGCAAGAGCUCCAACCUUCCUCCCAGCCACCUCUACGACAAUGCCGGCUGCGGCUACCCUGAUGUGUCUGCGCAAGGCGUCAACUUCCAGGUUGUCGUGAACGGCAUCACACAGGGCGUGUCCGGCACCUCCGCCUCGUGCCCAACCGUUGCCGGUGUCGUCGCCCUCCUCAACGACGUGCGCCUGACCCAGGGCAAGUCUCCGCUCGGCUGGCUCAACCCACUCUUCUACGCCCACCCCGAGGUCUUCAACGACAUGACCAAGGGCACCAACCGCGGCUCGGGCAUCUACGGUUUCACCGCCAUUGAGGGCUGGGAUCCCGUCACAGGCCUUGGCACGCCGAACUACCCCAAGCUGAAGCAGCUUGUGCUCAGCCUCUAAGCGCUCACAAGCCCAGCCUUGCCUUGCCUUGCUUUUGCAUCGCUGCAUGGCUGCUCGUGUCAAUGCGUGUUUUGCUUUCCUCUCUUUCCUCCCUUUCUUUCAGUCCCUUUUGUCUCAUUGCUGCUCUUUAUGUUUCGUUCAACCUUCUUUCCUGCUCGCAUACUCGAUCGCAUUCGUCGACUUGCUUGAUUGUUCCUCUCCAAUACACACACCGACACGCGA
Salpingoeca rosetta is the source of this 2004-nucleotide messenger RNA. RefSeq lists its product as uncharacterized. Gene Ontology annotation, biological process: proteolysis; central nervous system development. The transcript has 15 exons. Lineage: Eukaryota; Choanoflagellata; Craspedida; Salpingoecidae. Bases 151 to 1782 code for a protein of 543 amino acids. The record is from RefSeq and is a predicted model, not a curated record. Gene Ontology annotation, molecular function: tripeptidyl-peptidase activity; serine-type endopeptidase activity.